Molecule: messenger RNA, 2263 nt
Organism: Argiope bruennichi
Lineage: Eukaryota; Metazoa; Arthropoda; Arachnida; Araneae; Araneidae
Gene: Ctns
Product: cystinosin-like
Exons: 10
Coding region: 240-1370 (376 amino acids)
Biological process (GO): L-cystine transport
Cellular component (GO): vacuolar membrane
Molecular function (GO): L-cystine transmembrane transporter activity
Source: RefSeq, a predicted model, not a curated record
GACUGACAGUUUGUAGAAAGGUCGACGAAAAAUACGCAGAAAGCUCUUUUUGUUUUAUUGUGAUUACUGUAAUCAAUCAAGUGCAAAAAAAUCUAAUCAGUGUUUUCUGAAUCAUGACGUAAUAAUGAAUCAAUAAAACACCCAGAAUCUCAUUGUCUCGUUCUUUUCAAUCAAAUUAUUUUAAGAUUCAUUUCUUCUAAAAAUUUAACCAUCCUGAUUCUACAGAAACUAGGAAGAAAAUGAAUUCUGCCAUAAUUAUUCUAGUCACAUUUGCUACUUGCUUCAUAUCCUCAUCAUCAGCUCGUAAUACUCUACAAGUAUCAGAACAAGAUCUGAAAUUUGAAAUAAAUGAAAAUGGAACAUUUUCAUUGUCUACCAGUGCACCUGUAUCAGAGAGCAUUGCCAUAUGGUUCAGCUAUUCGGAAGACAGCAAUCUAUAUCCUUUACCCAAUAACUCAGUAAUUGAGAAUGGAACAACAGGAGAUUUAAAAUUCACUGUAAGAGCAUUUAAGGCUGGCCAUACAACCAUUAUGAUCCAUGCGUCACCACCUAUUAUUAAUACAAAAGAUGCAUUUGUAAGAGUAGGUGUCUAUAAAUCAUAUGGAUGGGUUGUGAUGAGCACUAUUGUUGGUUGGAUAUAUUUUAUUUGCUGGUCAGUUUCUUUUUACCCACAAGUAAUUGAAAACUACCGUAGAAAGAGUGUUGUAGGUCUGAAUUUUGAUUUUUUGGGACUAAAUUUGACUGGGUUUAUUGCCUACUCUGUUUUCAACAUAGGUCUUCGUUAUAUUCAAGAAGUAAAGUUGGAGUAUCAUACUGCACAUCCUACUGGUGUAAUCCCUGUAGAAGACAAUGAUGUGGGAUUUUCUGUUCAUGCUACUUUUAUUACUGCUGUUACUAUUGCCCAGUGUUUUAUUUAUGAGCGUGGUGAUCAAGUAAUCGCUAAAUCUACAGUUGCAGUAUUAGCUCUGGUAUGGUCAACUGCUGGUGUAUUCCUGUUGCUUACAUCUCUACAUGUAAACAAAUACACACCAUGGCUGACCUUUUUAUAUUUUUUCUCAUAUGUGAAACUUGGUGUAACACUCACUAAAUAUAUUCCACAAGUUGUUUACAACUAUAAACGAAAAUCAACUGUUGGAUGGAGUAUUGGAACAGUUUUAUUGGAUUUUAUUGGAGGUUUAUUCAGUAUUGGACAGAUGUUCAUUGUUUCUGCUAAUUUUGAUGAUUGGUAUUCUCUUAUUGGAAAUUUCACUAAAUUUGGAUUAGGAAUAGCUUCCAUUUCUUUUGAUGUUAUAUUUAUGGUUCAACAUUUCUGCUUAUAUAGACAUAGUCCAUCAUCUACAGAUUCCAUGGAUGAUUCCCUGAUAUCAUAAAUGCUUCUAAAAAUAUUUCGUAAUGAAAUAUUAUUUAUUUUGAUGAUCUGCAUCAUGCUUAUUUGUUCCCUGGACAUUCUCCCUAGAGAAUUUUUAGAUCAUUUCAGUUUCUAAUUUAUUUCUUUGUACUGCAUUCUUUUUUACACAUGCAUGCUCUUUGUGAUAUUAAAAAUGCUUGUUUUUGUUAAGUAGAUACAUUGUUUUGGGUUUUCCCAAUUUCAUGAUUAGAGAAUAUUAUGUUUGAUGUAAAUAAGUGAUAGAAUACUUAUGUAUUUCAUUCCAUGUGAUAAUUAUGUUCACAGUUCAAUAGAAUUUUGUCUGAUGUGUAAACAAUUUACAGUAAUAAGGUCAUAGUUAAAAAAAAAAAAAAGAUUGAAAAUUCUGUUUUAUAUUUUUCAAUUACAUGUACUUAAGAAGUACAUAUUUCUCAAAUUUUAUCAAUUUACUAUUUAUUCAUUGAUGACAUACAAUCAUUAUUAAUUUAUACCUCUCAAUCUGAGUGCAAACAAAUCCAAUUUGCCACUGUUAUUUCUCAUCGAAUUUUUAAAAUAUUUGUUAAUUUCAUGAAAAUUAUCAAAGCACAGUUUAUUAUAGUUAAAUAAGUACUUCCAAGAUUAUCUAAAAUCUUGAGAAAUUGCAAUGACAUUUGUAGUAGUGAAUAUAUCAAAAAAUUCUUUUAAACAUCUUGCAUGUAUUUAUUUAGUUAGUUGCAGUGUAUUUUGUUCAAAGAUUUACUUGGAAUAUUACUGUUGUUGAUGUAGGAUAUCUCUAAAUGAUCUGUACAUUUCAAGUGCAGAUUACCUGAUGUUAUUCUUUCCUAGUGCUUGUAGCUCAAUUAUUUAUUAUUGAUCUAUAAAUGUCUUUUAGCUUUAAUAAAAAUCUCAACAAAUGUU